Molecule: messenger RNA, 153 nt
Organism: Apodemus sylvaticus (European woodmouse)
Lineage: Eukaryota; Metazoa; Chordata; Mammalia; Rodentia; Muridae
Product: Golgi resident protein GCP60-like
Exons: 3
Coding region: 1-153 (50 amino acids)
Source: RefSeq, a predicted model, not a curated record
AUGGAAGAGAAAAUGAGAGAAAGGAGAGAAGAGGAAAGACAAAGGAAGAAGGAGGAGGAAAAAGAGGAAAGAAGAAAUAGAAGAGAGGACAAAAUAAGGAAGGAAGAGGAAAAGAUUUGUGGGAAAGGAGCAAAAGAGGAGAGAGGAUGGUAG